This is a messenger RNA of Prunus armeniaca (apricot), 1071 nucleotides long. Lineage: Eukaryota; Viridiplantae; Streptophyta; Magnoliopsida; Rosales; Rosaceae. The record is from the annotation of a GenBank genome assembly.
AUGGAGAGUUUACUGCCAUUUCUAGGAAUGGUGAUGGCGGUUCUGGCUCAAGCUGCAAAUAUGAUAGUAAACAAAGCAGCCAUGUCCAAAGGGAGCAACAAAUACAUUAUGGUUGUGUAUGCCAACGGCCUCUCCACUCUUAUUCUUCUCCCUCCAGCCCUCUUCUUCCACUACAGAUCAGGGCGCCCUCCCCUUACAUUCUCCGUACUCUGCGGAUUCUUCAUGCUUGCCCUGUUUGGAUGUUCUGCCCAGAUAUUUGGAUAUGUUGGUAUAGAAUACAGCUCUGCCACGCUUGGCACCGCCAUGCUUAACCUCAUCCCAGCAUUUACUUUCAUACUUGCCGUCAUUUCCAGGAUGGAAGAGGUGCAGUGGAGAAGCUCAAGCAGUAAAGCCAAAAUUUUGGGAACCAUAGCAUCAAUCGCAGGAGCUUUUGUUGUAACAUUCUACAAAGGCCAGCCAAUCAUGCUGCCACCAUCAUCACAUCCACCGAAUCUCUUCUCAUCAAAAUCAAAUUGGGUUCUGGGAGGCCUUUUUCUUGCAGCUGACUCCUUCUCCAGUUCCUUAUGGUACAUUCUGCAGGCAUCAUCAACCCUAAAGAAGUACCCAGCAGUUGUGGUCAUAGUCUGUUUUCAAUGCUUAUUCAUGACCGUUCAGUCUGCAUUAGUUACUUUAAUUGCAGUUAAAGAUGCAAGUGCUUGGGAGUUAAGGUUGGAUAUGGGGCUGAUUGCUGUUUUGUACACUGCAAUUGUUUCAACCGCUCUCCGUUACACUUUAACCACCUGGUGUGUGUGGAAGGCUGGAGCUCUUUUUUGUUCAAUGUUUAAGCCUCUUGGAAUUAUUUUUGGUGUGAUCAUGGGUGCCAUCUUUUUGGGAGAUCCAUUCUAUUUUGGGAGUUUGGUUGGUGCACUUAUAAUUGUUACUGGGUUUUAUGCGGUGAUGUGGGGAAAGGCCAAAGAAGAGAAGCUGGUGGAAGGUGGUAGUCGUCGGGAAUCAUUAGGUCAAAAUAACGUCCCUCUACUACAAAACAAUAUACAAGAAAAGCACAACUGCACAAGUACCUUGUGUAAAUAA